UGCACACGACACGAUGUGCUCGGUACAAUAGUUUUGCGCACGAUGUUACUAUCAAAUAUAUAUGAGUGUUACUUACGUUAUCAAUAUCAGUGUACAACUGGCUUAUCAUAUAGACUGAAGAGGGAGCGUAUCUACGAGAAAUACAUACUUCAAGAUGGCGUGCUGUAACGUAGCUGUGAACAAGAGCUGUCAGGGUGAUGUGAAGUGUGACAAGGCUGGAUGCAUCUGUAUUCCAACUGAUGGAAAAUCCUGCAUUUGCGUAAACGAAAACGACGAGGGUAAGCUUAUCCGCUGUGAUGAGUGCAAAUGUACGCAGACUUGUGACUGCAAAUGUGGCAAUUCCAAGUGUAUUUGCAUCCAAACUAAAGGGGCGGCCUGUGUUUGUGUAUGCCGCGAUGAGAAAGGAAAUAUAAAAUCCUGCGAAGAUUGCGCGUGUUGCUCUGAACAAUGUGGUCAAGUUACCGGUUGUGAAAAGAAGUGUGACAAGACGGGAUGCGUCUGCAUUCCUACUGGUGGAAGAUCUUGUAUUUGCGUGUAUCAAAACGAAGAAGGAAAGUUUGUUCGCUGUAAUAACUGCAAAUGCACGCAAACCCGAGGCUGCAACUGCAAAUGCGAUCAAUCAAAGUGCGUUUGCAUCCAAACUAAAGGAGCGGCCUGUGUUUGCGUCUGCCGCGAUGAGAAAGGAAAUAUAACAUCUUGCGAAGAUUGCGCGUGUUGCUCUGAACAAUGUGGUCAAGUUACCGGUUGUAACAAGAAGUGUGACAAGACGGGAUGCAUCUGCAUUCCUACCGGUGGAAGAUCUUGUAUUUGCGUGUAUCAAAACGAAGGAGGAAAGUUUGUUCGCUGUAAUGACUGCAAAUGCACGCAAACCCGAAGCUGCAACUGCAAAUGCGACAAGUCAAAGUGUGUUUGCAUCCAAACUAAAGGAGCGGCCUGUGUUUGCAUCUGUCGCGAUGAGAAAGGAAAUAUAACAUCCUGCGAAGAUUGUGCAUGUUGCUCUGAACAAAGUGGUCAAGUUACUGGUUGUGACAAGAAGUGUGACAAGACGGGAUGCGUUUGCAUUCCUACUGGUGGUAGAUCUUGUAUUUGCGUGUAUCAAAACGAAGAAGGAAAGUUUGUUCGCUGUAAUAACUGCAAAUGCACGCAAACCCGAGGCUGCAACUGCAAAUGCGACCAAUCAAAGUGCGUUUGCAUCCAAACUAAAGGAGCGGCCUGUGUUUGCGUCUGCCGGGAUGAGAAAGGAAAUAUAACAUCCUGCGAAGACUGCGCGUGUUGCUCUGAACAAUGUGGUCAAGUUACCGGUUGUGACAAGAAGUGUGACAAGACGGGAUGCGUCUGCAUUUCUACUGGUGGAAGAUCUUGUAUUUGCGUGUAUCAAAAUGAAGAAGGAAAAUUUGUUCGCUGUAAUAACUGCAAAUGCACGCAAAUCCGAGGCUGCAACUGCAAAUGCGACCAAUCAAAGUGCGUUUGCAUCCAAACUAAAGGAGCGGCCUGUGUUUGCGUCUGCCGGGAUGAGAAAGGAAAUAUAACAUCCUGCGAAGACUGCGCGUGUUGCUCUGAACAAUGUGGUCAAGUUACCGGUUGUGACAAGAAGUGUGACAAGACGGGAUGCGUCUGCAUUCCUACUGGUGGAAGAUCUUGUAUUUGCGUGUAUCAAAAUGAAGAAGGAAAAUUUGUUCGCUGUGAUAACUGCAAAUGCACGCAAACCCGAGUCUGUAACUGCAAAUGCGACCAAUCAAAGUGUGUUUGCAUCCAAACUAAAGGAGCGGCCUGUAUUUGCGUCUGCCGCGGUGAGAAAGGAAAUAUAACAUCCUGCGAAGAUUGCGCGUGUUGUUCUGAACAAUGUGGUCAAGUUACUGGUUGUGACAAGAAGUGUGACAAAUGUGGAUGUGUCUGCGUUCCGACUGAUGGAAAAUAUUGUAUUUGUAUCUAUCAAAAUACAGAAGGAAAGCUUGUUCGCUGCGACGAUUGCAAAUGUGUGCAGUCUCGAGGAUGCAAUUGCAAAUGUGACAAUUCCAAGUGCGUUUGCAUAAUAACUGGGGGAAAGUCAUGUGUCUGCAUUUGUAGAAAUGAGAAAGGAGUUAUCGCAAGUUGUGUCGACUGCAACUGUGGCAGUGAAAUCCGUGCAGGCACAUCGCAAAAUUAAAUAUAUAUAUAUAUAUUAAAAAAUAUAUAUAAAAUAAAAUAAUUAUUCAUACCUAUUAUUAUUAAAGGGGAUAUUUUUAUAACAUGUUAUUGAAAACAUAUUGUAUCGCUUUUAAUCUCUGAGUAUACGUAUCAUAUUAACAUUUUUUUAUAUUAUACUGGUGUUAUUAGUUGUAAAUCAUUCCAUUAAAAUAUUAAUGUUUAAAUAAAUUGUAGUACUUACUAAUGAAAUAUUAUGAACUUUAUACUGUUUUUAAAUAAAUAUACAAAUAUAUAUACCAUU
Galleria mellonella (greater wax moth) is the source of this 2428-nucleotide messenger RNA. Its product is annotated as cell death abnormality protein 1-like. The transcript has 2 exons. Lineage: Eukaryota; Metazoa; Arthropoda; Insecta; Lepidoptera; Pyralidae. Bases 155 to 2146 code for a protein of 663 amino acids. The record is from RefSeq and is a predicted model, not a curated record.